GUCUUUUUUGGCUGUCAAGUCGAUUAGUUUCAUCACUUUGUUGCUCAAACGACUCAUCGGCUCAUCAUGGCGCCUAUCGACCCCCAACUGCAGGUCCCCAAGGUGGUACUCGGAGAUGCGUCUCGAUUCUCGCCUUCCGCUUCUGCUGCAUCUCCGAUGCCCAAUCAAGCCCCUUCGUCACUGUUCACCCGGGCUCAGAAAUUCGUCGAAGAAAAUCAACGAAUGAUCCUACUGGGCGCUGCGGUUGUAGCAUCCGCUGGAGCAGGGUACUAUCUUUACUCUACCCGAUCUUCAUCUUCGGGAGGUGGUGCUGGAUCUAGAGGAUCAAGUCCGGGCCCAAGCUCGACGAGCGGAAGUAAGAAAAGUAAGAAGAGUAAGAAGAAGAAGGGAGGAGCAAAGGAUGAAUAUCUCAAGACGAAAGGGAAUGAUGGACCGCUCGUAGAGGAGAUUCCGGGGAAAGCUGAAGAGUUGGCUGAGAAGAAAUCGUCAGAAAAGGCAAAGGUGGAGGAUGUUCAGGAACCCGGGACAUCUCAUCUGAAUGAUGUGCCAGAUGAAGCUGGUCUGGCCGCCAUGUCUGAGUCGGAUCGAAAUGCACUCGGAGCGACCCUCAAAGACAGAGGUAACAAACUAUACUCGAGGAAAGAUUUCAAGCGGGCAGUCGAAUGCUAUACCAAAGCCAUCGAAGUAUCUAUCAAGCGAGACCCUGUGUUCUUCUCUAACCGAGCUGCAUGUUACACCAACUUCUCUCCUCCCGAGUACGAAAAAGUAGUAGCGGACUGCGAUGAGGCUCUAAAACUGGAUCACACAUACGGGAAAGCGUUGAAGAGACGUGCUGCCGCUCUGGAACACUUGGACAGACUCGAAGAGGCCGUCAGAGACUUCACUGCCACGACAAUCCUCGAGCGAUUCCAGGAUGAACAGGCUGCUGCUUCUGUCGAAAGAUGUCUGAAAAACCUAGCUGCGAAGAAGGCCAAGGAGAUGCUGGACACCCGCGAACCCAAGCUGCCAUCUCCGACCUUCAUUUCAUCCUACCUGUCUGCCUUCCGACCCCAUGAGAAACCUACCCUACCCGAGAACUCCACGCAGGGUGAUCAGACUCUCCUGCUAGCCUUUGAUGCACAAGAAGCAGCGGACUAUGCUCACGCCAUGACGCUUGCGAAUGAGGCUAUCGAUCAGGGCAUCUCUUGGAAGCAGGGUCAAGCAGAAGCUUACAACAUGAGGGGAACCUACAAGUUCUUGAUCGGUGAUUCCGUUGGCGCUAGAGAUGACUUGCAGAAGAGUCUGGACCUGGUCCCUGAAUUUGUGCAAUCUUGGGUUAAGAUUGCUUCCGUCCAUAUGGAACUGGGCGACGCCGCUAGUGCCUUUGGAGACUUUGAAGCUGCUAUCAGACAUAAUCCCAACGACCCAGACAUCUAUUACCACCGAGGUCAAGUCUACUUUAUCAUGCAGGAGUUUGCCAAGGCUAUCACAGACUACACCAAGUCUACUGAGCUCGAUGGAUCAUUCAUCUUUACCCACGUUCAGCAUGCCGUUGCGCAGUACAAGCAAGGCAGCGUAGCAUCCAGUAUGGCCGCGUUUAGGAGGAUUCUCAAGCAGUUCCCUGAUCGUGGAGAACCGAGCAACUACUACGGAGAGCUCUUGCUUGACCAACAAAAGUUCCAGGAGAGUGUAGAGCGAUUCGAUCGAGCUCUCGAACUUGAUAAGAACAAGCGUCCCCGAAAUGUCCUUCCUCUAGUCAACAAAUCGCUAGCCAUAUUCCAAUGGAAGCAGGACAUUGGUCAAGCUGAAGCCUUCUGCCAAGAAGCUCUUGAGAUUGAUCCCGACUGCGAUGUCGCCGUCGCCACUUUGGCUCAGCUGUCCCUUCAACAAGGCAAGAUUGACCAAGCUAUUGAAUGGUUUGAGAAGAGCGCGAAGUUGGCUAGAACAGAGGGAGAGUUGGUCAAUGCCAUUACUUACGAACACGCUAGUCGAGCACAACAGGCUUUCCUACAGAACUACCCUGAAUAUGCUGAACGUCUGAGUCAGAUGGCAGCUGGAAUGUAAAAGAACGGCGAUCAAACGUGAAAAUGGUGUGGUUCUGUUGUUGAGGCACCAGAGAGAUACACGAUGGAAAAGGGGCGAGUGAAGAAGUGAAAGCUGAGCGGAAGAAGACGGGGAACAGGAUUAGGAUCAAGAAGAUGUUUUCGAUAUCAACUGGCUUCAGCUACAUCUCACUUAUGCAACGACUCCUC
Messenger RNA from Kockovaella imperatae, 2231 nucleotides. Its product is annotated as mitochondrial import receptor subunit tom40. The record is from RefSeq and is a predicted model, not a curated record. Gene Ontology annotation, molecular function: protein binding. The coding region runs from base 67 to 2043 and encodes 658 amino acids. Lineage: Eukaryota; Fungi; Basidiomycota; Tremellomycetes; Tremellales; Cuniculitremaceae. The transcript has 16 exons.